This is a messenger RNA of Rhipicephalus sanguineus (brown dog tick), 1484 nucleotides long. RefSeq lists its product as uncharacterized. The coding region runs from base 6 to 1484 and encodes 492 amino acids. The record is from RefSeq and is a predicted model, not a curated record. Gene Ontology annotation, molecular function: zinc ion binding; nucleic acid binding. The transcript has 2 exons. Lineage: Eukaryota; Metazoa; Arthropoda; Arachnida; Ixodida; Ixodidae.
AUGGGAUGAAAAAAUCGAGAAGCAGCGAGCAGUUGGUUGAAGCGACAAUGCAGUCUGCAGGGCAGCUGGGCCAGAUGGAGUCGUUCGACGUUACUGAAAGCGACUGGACGGCAUACAAGGAGAGGUUGACAUCUUUUUUGAUUGUCAACAAGGUUCCCGACAGCGACAAGGUACACGCAUUCCUCAGCAUCAUCGGACCGCGUACGUAUGGGUUGCUGAAGUCUUUGGCUACGCCGGACCUGCCGUCGGAAAAAAGUUUCGAAGAACUGAAGAGCCUCUUGGAUGCACAUCUUGCCCCAAAGCCGUCCAUAAUCGGGGAGCGAGCGAAGUUUUACCGAAGAACACAGAGCGAAGGCGAGUCUCUGCCCGAAUAUGUUGCGGAACUUCGGAAGUUCGCCCAGAGUUGUCAGUUUGGAGCGAAUUUGGACGAAGCGCUGCGGGAUCGUUUCGUUUGUGGACUACUGCGAGAGGACGUGCAGCGAGUACUCUUUACCGAGGACGACAAACUGACGUUCCCGAAAGCAGUCGAGCGCGCCCUGGCAAUGGAAGCAGCCCGGAAAAAUGUCGCCGAGACUAGAUUCGGGGAGUCAAUGACCACACAGCAGCACCAAAUGGAGGGAGAAGGUAAUUAUGCCCCUGCUGAUCUGUACGAGGCGCAAGCGAUUGCCGGUAGGCAGCUACAGGCUUGUUAUCGCUGCGGUUCUCAGAGCCACACGCAUUCGCUAUGCCCGUACGUUAAGGAGACGUGCUAUAAGUGUGGAAAGAAAGGGCAUAUUCAAAGGGCCUGUCGCAGCAACAGGCAAUCUUUUGGCGGGCAUCAGCAGAAACGGAGUGUGAAAACGCUGAAAGUGGUGACGCAGGUGCCACCCAUGGGCGUUUCGGUACAAGUGUCUUCUUUUCGCACUCCUAUUUUUGUUGGACUAAAGAUAAAUGGAGCACUGGUGGAAAUGGAACUUGACACGGGAGCCGCGGUGUCUAUCAUGCCUUACAAGCAGUUCAAGCAGCAGGUCCCUUCAGCUAGCUGCGAACCAACCGACAUCGUCCUGCGCACUUAUACCGGAGCCCUCGUCCAACCUUGCGGCGUGGCGGUCGUCAGUGUGCAGCACGGCGAACAGACGGCGAAACUACCACUCUACCUCGUCGAUCAAGCAGGACCACCGCUGCUAGGGCGUGAAUGGCUGCACACAGUACGGCUAGACUGGAACCAGAUUUGGGGCCUCAACCACGUCUCAAGGGUACGAGCAUCGACACCUUCGGGAUGCUUCGAGUGGCGGCGCCACAAGAACCAGCUACUUCAAGGCACGGCAGGGCUUGCCGAAAACGCCGCGCAAGACGACGGUUUCUCCGUGUGGCCACAGAGCAACACCGAGCCGGAGCCAGCACCUUCAUUGCCUGCAGCUAGUGUUUCGCCUUCACCAACGACGUCGGUGACGGACACUUCUCGAGGCGACCAGGAUCGACGCUACCCAUUAAAGGGGUCAUGA